Messenger RNA from Apiotrichum porosum, 1203 nucleotides. RefSeq lists its product as uncharacterized. Gene Ontology annotation, biological process: regulation of gene expression; regulation of RNA metabolic process. Gene Ontology annotation, molecular function: mRNA binding. The transcript has 5 exons. Gene Ontology annotation, cellular component: cytoplasm; nucleus. The record is from RefSeq and is a predicted model, not a curated record. Lineage: Eukaryota; Fungi; Basidiomycota; Tremellomycetes; Trichosporonales; Trichosporonaceae. Bases 1 to 1203 code for a protein of 400 amino acids.
AUGUCCGACUCUUCCUCGUCUGCAGCCCCCAAGCGCCCCGCCUCUCCCCUUCCAGAGCCCGCGGUUAAGCGCGAGCGCCGUGAAGAACCGUUCCCCUCUUCCCCCAAGGCCGCCGCCAACGAGACCAAGGGCGCCGCCGCCGACAACGACAAGAUGGAGGACACCAACAUGGACAGCGCCAGCGAGCCUGGACCUUCCUCCGUCGCCUCCAUCACGGCUCUUCCCACCACCAUCCCCUCGACCCCAGCCAAGCCCUCCGACCCCCCCGCGCAGCAGAUUUCUAUGCGUGCCUUGAUUGUGACCCAGGAUGCCUCUGUCAUUAUCGGCCGCUCUGGCGCGCACGUCAACGAGAUUAGGGACAAGUCUGGUGCCCGUGUGACUAUUUCCGAGUCAAUCCCAGGCAACCCGGAGAGGAUACUCAACGUCUUUGGUCCUCUCGAUGCCGUCAGCAAGGCUUUCGGCCUCAUCGUCCGCCGCAUCAAUGACGAGCCCUUCGACGUCGCCUCGGUCCCGGGAUCGCGAGCCGUUACGAUCAAGUUUAUCAUCCCCAACUCGCGCAUGGGCAGCGUCAUCGGCAGGGGUGGUGCCAAGAUCAAGGAGAUCCAGGACGCCUCUGGCGCCCGUCUCAACGCGAGCGAAGUCAUGCUCCCCGGAUCGACUGAGCGCGUCCUUUCCGUCUCUGGUGUCGCCGACGCCAUCCACAUCGCCGUCUACUACAUCGGCACUAUCCUCCUCGAGUACCAGGAGCGCAACCCGGGCCCCUCCAGCGGAGCCGGCGCGUACCGCCAACAGGCCUCGGCUCCCUACCCCGGUGGUGGUGGUGGUGGUGGUGGCGGCGGCGGUGGUGGUGGUGGUGGCCCCAGUGCUGGUGCGCCCGGUGGUGGUGGUGGUGGUGCGCCCCCUCCCCCGGCUGCCCCCGGCACCAGCACUCAGCAGAUCUUCAUCCCCAACUCGCUGGUUGGAGCUAUUAUCGGCAAGGCUGGCGUCAAGAUCAACGAGAUUCGUGCCCAGUCCCAGUGCCAGAUCCGUGUGACCGAGCCCGGCACCGCUCCCGGCCCCGGGCAGGUCGCCAACCCCGACGAGCGUCUCGUCACCAUCACUGGCCAGCCCGGCAACAUCAACGUCGCUGUCCAGAUGCUGUACCACCGUCUCGAGUCGGAGAAGGCGAAGGCUGCGGGCGGCGAGCCCAUGCAGCACAUGUAG